Messenger RNA from Entrophospora candida, 374 nucleotides. Lineage: Eukaryota; Fungi; Glomeromycota; Glomeromycetes; Entrophosporales; Entrophosporaceae. The record is from the annotation of a GenBank genome assembly.
AAGAAGAUAUUAGUGAGCAGCCAGAGAUAACUCCUUAUCUUAUUAAUAGCAAGUCUAGUGAUACUUCCAGAGGAGGAAGUAGUAAAAUAAUUCAAGAAAAAGAGCCAACAGAAGGCAACCAGAAAAAGGAUAUUAAAGAGAAUCAAGAAUCAGAGGAGGAAUAUGAAGAUAUAGAUUCAAAUUCCACAAUUUCAGAUCAAGAAGAAGGCUACAAAACAGAAGAAAGCCUGGCAAAAAGAUUAAAGGAAUUUGAAAGUAAGAACAAAAUAAAUCAAAAACCUAUUACACCAAACUAUAUUGAUUCAGACCAAGAAUCAGAUACAGAAAGACUGCACAUAAAAAACAUACCAAGCAGUGAAGAGGCACAAAUGUAA